CUCUCUCUCUCUCUCGUCUGUGUGUCUUCUGUAAUGCGGAAUACAAUUUUCUUCUUCGAAGCCUCUCUCAAGAAGUCUUUUUAAUUAUCGGAUUCCCUCCCAAGGUUUUCUUCAGACAGGAUUUGUUGUUGAAAGGUGAUCUUUUGUCAGGUCCCAAUUGAAUUUCUUUUGAGUAGAUCUGCUCCUGGGCUUUUACUUCUCGGCUUAAAUUUCGAAGCGAUUCUGUAAAGUAUUUAGGACGAAGGAGUUGAUUUCUUUGUUUGUGGCUUUAAUCGCCUUCUUUUGAAGGGAAGAAAAAACUAGCAUGAUUUGUUGAGAAGGAACAGGAGGAGUUCUUGCAGAGAUGAAAAGGGGUAGAGAGGAUAGUUACAUGGGCUCUCAACUCAAACGGCCGCUCAUUUCUUCCCGAGGGGAAGCUUCUGGGCAACCUCAACUGGGUGGAGGAGGAGGAGUUGCACAGAAACUAACCACCAACGAUGCCUUGGCUUAUCUCAAAUCGGUGAAAGAUAUAUUUCAAGAUAAAAGGGACAAAUAUGAUGAGUUCCUUGAAGUCAUGAAAGAUUUCAAGGCCCAAAGAAUUGACACUACUGGUGUUAUAGCAAGGGUGAAAGAUUUAUUUAAAGGACAUAGAGAUCUAAUAUUGGGCUUCAAUACCUUCUUACCGAAGGGUUACGAGAUCACCCUUCCACUUGAGGACGAGCCUCAACCAAAGAAGCCUGUUGAAUUUGAAGAAGCUAUCAAUUUUGUAAACAAAAUAAAGACGCGGUUCCAAAAUGAUGAUCAUGUAUAUAAAUCAUUCUUAGACAUUUUGAAUAUGUACCGGAAGGAGAACAAAUCCAUCACUGAGGUCUAUCAAGAGGUAGCUGCUCUUUUUCGUGAUCAGCCAGACUUACUCGAUGAGUUCACGCAUUUCCUACCAGAUACUUCUGCAGCAGCCCCACCCCAGCAUGCUCCAUCAGGCAGAAAUUCUUUCCAGCGAACUGUGCCUACAUUGCGGCAGAUCCAUGGGGAUAGGAAAUCCCAUGCAGACCGUGAUCUCAGUGUUGAUCGUCCUGAUCCUGAAUAUGACAAGCUAGGAAUGAAAGGGGAUAAGGAUCAGAGGAAGCGUGCUGAAAAGGAAAAGGAGAGGAAAGACGACCGGAAAGACCGUGAUCGGGAUGACAAGGAUAUUGAGCAUGACAGUAAUAGGGACUUUAACAGCAUGCAGCGUCUUCCCCACAAAAGGAAAUCUGCACGGAGGGUUGAAGAUUCUGUUGCUGACCAGUUGCACCCAGGUGGGGAGGGUGCUGAAAACUUUGGACAUCCUAUUUCAUCCUCUUAUGAUGAUAAAAAUGCCUUCAAGAGUGUACAAGCCCAAGAAUUCCCUUUCUGUGAGAAAGUCAAGGAGAAGUUACGGAAUCCAGAUGAAUACCAAGAAUUCUUGAAGUGCCUUAAUAUUUAUAGCAAUGAAAUAAUUACAAGAUCUGAAUUGCAAAGUUUGGUAAGUGAUUUACUUGGAAAAGAUCUCAUGGAAGGGUUUAAUGACUUUGUGACUCGAUGUGAAAGAGAUGGGUUUUUUGGUGGAGUGAUGAGUAAAAAACCUUUUUGGAAUGAAGGACAUCAACCAAAAUCAGUGAAGGUUGAGGACAGGGAUAAAGAGCGGGAACGUGAAGAUCGUGAAAGGGAUAGGGAUAAAGAAAGGGAAAGACUUGACAAAAAUUUAACAAGCCACAAGGUUCCCUCUUAUCCAAACAAAGAGAAGUUUAAUCAUAAACCAAUUUCGGAGCUUGACCUCUCUAAUUGUCAACGCUGUACUCCCAGUUAUCGGCUUCUGCCAAAGAAUUAUCAAACACCUGCAGCAAGCCAGAGAACAAAUCUUGGUGCUCAAGUAUUGAAUGAUAAUUGGGUGUCAGUGACUUCAGGAAGCGAGGAUUACUCUUUUAAACACAUGCGCAAAAAUCAAUAUGAAGAAAGCUUGUUUAGAUGUGAAGAUGAUAGGUUUGAACUGGACAUGUUGUUAGAAUCAGUGAAUGUAACUACCAAGCGUGUAGAGGAAUUGUUAGAAAAGAUCACUGAUAAUACAAUCAAACCAGACAGUCCAAUUCGGAUUGAGGACCACUUCACUGCUCUGAAUCUAAGGUGCAUUGAACGUCUAUAUGGUGACCAUGGUCUGGAUGUGAUGGAUGUGUUAAGAAAGAAUGCAACACUUGCAUUGCCUGUUAUAUUAACUCGCUUGAAGCAGAAAGAAGAGGAGUGGACGAGGUGUCGUUCAGACUUUAAUAAAGUCUGGGCUGAAAUUUAUGCAAAGAACUAUCACAAAUCUCUUGAUCAUCGUAGCUUCUAUUUCAAGCAACAGGAUACUAAGAGUUUGAGUACAAAAUCUUUGUUGGCUGAGAUAAAGGAAAUCAAUGAGAAGAAACGCAAAGAAGACGAUGUUCUUCUUGCUAUUGCAGCUGGGAACCGACGACCUAUUAUUCCAAAUCUGGAAUUUGAGUACUCUGAUCCAGAAGUUCAUGAUGAUCUAUAUCAACUUAUAAAAUAUUCAUGUGGAGAAGUUUGCACAACCACAGAACAGUUGGAUAGAGUCAUCAGGAUUUGGACAACCUUCUUGGAGCCCAUGUUGGGUGUUCCUUCUCGUCCUCAGGGUGCAGAGGACACUGAAGAUGUUGUGAAGGCUAAGAGUCAUGUAGUCAAGAGCAGUGGAGCAAGCAUAGUGGAAAGUGAUGGCAGUCCUGGUGUUGAUGCCGCUGCUACUAAUUCCAAACAGUCAAACCCUGCCAGAAACAGGGAUGAUAGCAUGCCACCUGAGCAGCAGGGGAGUAGCUGCAGGGCUAGGAUAGAAAAUGGAGAUGCCAUGGUUAAAGAAGAUGGCUUACAUGAUGGAGAUCGAGGUGCCCGUCGAGCUGACAAUCUUUCCAGUACUUCUCAGCAAGGAAAAGUGCAGAAUAAUGUCUCUAUGGCUGGUGAAAUGUCUGGAGUCAACAUAAAUGCUACUUCUUAUGAUCGAUUGACCGAAUCUAAUGCAUCACUUGCUAAUAGAACAGAACAAAGUCAUGCUAGAACAGAUACUGAAAUUACACCAGGACAAAGCACAACUCCUUCCCGAACUGGUCACACUGCUACCGAGGGUGGGCCCGAGUCUAGGCUUUCUAAUGAAGUUUUACCUUCGCCGGAGGAUGGGGAGAGUACAAGGCCUGUCAUAUCAACCAAUGGGGUGGUUACAGAUGGCAACAAGGUCCGUAGAUAUCAUGAAGAAUCUGUUGGACGCUUGAAAGUUGAAAGAGAGGAGGGUGAAUUAUCACCAAAUGGGGAUUUUGAAGAGGAUAGCUUUGUGGUAUAUAGAGAUGCUGGUGUUGACACCUUGCCUAAAGCAAAGGAUAGUACUGCAAGCAGACAGUAUCAAGCCAGGAACGGGGAUGAAGAAGAAAUGUGUUGUGGAGAGGCAGGAGGAGAAAAUGAUGCCGAUGCUGAUGAUGAAGGUGACGAAAGUGCUCAAAGGUCAACAGAGGACAGUGAGAAUGCCUCUGAGGCCGGUGAUGUCUCAGGGAGCGAGUCUGGUGAUGGUGAAGAGUGCUCCCGUGAAGACCAUGAAGAGGAGGAGGAAGAUGCAGACCAUGAUGUGCAUGAUGCUAAGGCUGAAAGUGAAGGUGAGGCUGAAGGGAUGGCUGAUGCGCAUGAUGUUGAAGGAGAUGGCACCUUAUUGCCAUAUUCAGAACGUUUUCUACUGACAGUGAAGCCACUUGCAAAACAUGUCCCUUCAGUGUUACAUGACAAAGAAAAGAAGGAUUCUAGAAUUUUCUAUGGAAAUGAUUCCUUCUAUGUGCUUUUUAGGCUUCACCAAACACUGUAUGAGAGACUACUCUCUGCGAAGAUGAAUUCAUCAUCUGCUGAAAGGAAAUGGAGGACUUCAAUUGAUACAAGCCCUCCUGAUCACUACACAAGAUUUAUGAAUGCAUUAUACAGUUUGCUUGAUGGGUCUGCUGAUAAUACAAAGUUUGAGGAUGACUGCCGAGCUAUAAUUGGAACUCAGUCAUACGUGCUGUUCACUUUAGAUAAAUUGAUAUAUAAACUUGUCAAGCAGCUUCAAACAGUUGCAACUGAUGAAAUGGACAAUAAACUUCUUCAACUAUAUGCAUAUGAGAAAUCAAGGAAACCUGGGAGAUUCGUUGAUUUAGUUUAUCAUGAAAAUGCACGUGUUCUUCUUCAUGAUGAGAACAUAUAUCGAUUUGAAUGUUCAUCCAGUCCAACUCAUUUGUCCAUGCAACUGAUGGACUAUGGGCACGAAAAGCCUGAAGUAACUGCUGUUUCCAUGGACCCUAACUUUGCAACUUACCUGCAGAAUGACUUUCUGGCAGUUCUUCCUGAGAGGAAGGAGAUGCGAGGUGUUUUUCUGGGGAGAAACAAGCGCAAAUGUGCAUGUGAUGAUGAAUUUUCUGGUACAUGCAAAUCGAUGGAUGGAGUCCAAAUAGUCAAUGGUCUGGAGUGUAAAAUAGCUUGCAAUUCAUCCAAGGUGUCCUAUGUUCUAGAUACAGAAGACUUCUUGUUUCGCACGAGAAGGAAAAGGAUUUGUCUCCCUGGGGGCAGCUCUUGCCUUGAUCAGGCAAAGUCCUUAAAUGGGUAUGCUGAAAGAGUGCAGAGGUUUCAUAGAUUGUUGUCUGGCUCCUAGCCUUGUGAUGAUGCCAACGAAUAUGAAAACUGGUGAUAUUCAUGCCUUCUGUACAUGUUCUUUUGGGUAGGUAGUUGAACCCAGUUAGGUGCAUAUUCAUGAGAGGAGGAUUGCCAACAUUUGCUCGAAGCUCAAAAACAAGAAAACUUCUGAGGUGUCUUUCGUACAUUCUCAUCUCUCUAGUCAACAACAUAAUAACCAGAGAAUAGGAAACAGCUCGUAAAUGUAGUAAUCUUUGUAAGUUCUUCUGUGGCGUUUUUGUCGCUAUUUUGUAAAUAUAGUUUCUUUUCUGAUGUAAAACAUGGGAUUUGUUUUU
Telopea speciosissima is the source of this 4961-nucleotide messenger RNA. Its product is annotated as paired amphipathic helix protein Sin3-like 4. Gene Ontology annotation, cellular component: histone deacetylase complex; chromatin. Gene Ontology annotation, molecular function: transcription corepressor activity. Gene Ontology annotation, biological process: negative regulation of transcription by RNA polymerase II. The transcript has 24 exons. NCBI's taxonomy places the organism in Eukaryota, Viridiplantae, Streptophyta, Magnoliopsida, Proteales, Proteaceae. The record is from RefSeq and is a predicted model, not a curated record. The coding region runs from base 344 to 4645 and encodes 1433 amino acids.